Molecule: messenger RNA, 4723 nt
Organism: Gadus morhua (Atlantic cod)
Lineage: Eukaryota; Metazoa; Chordata; Actinopteri; Gadiformes; Gadidae
Gene: ets1
Product: v-ets avian erythroblastosis virus E26 oncogene homolog 1
Exons: 10
Coding region: 143-1603 (486 amino acids)
Biological process (GO): cell differentiation; regulation of transcription by RNA polymerase II
Cellular component (GO): nucleus
Molecular function (GO): DNA-binding transcription factor activity, RNA polymerase II-specific; sequence-specific DNA binding
Source: RefSeq, a predicted model, not a curated record
UCCUUCCUCUUUGGACUCGCUGCAAGCCAGGUACACAGCAUCAUUACCGACCACCGUUCAGCUGUCACACGCAUCAAGAGAGCGCGUUCAGUUUGCAGGAAAACUUCUCAGAGUUGGCCCUGCUCCUCAAGUCCCCCCCGCGAUGAGUUACUACAUGGAUUCAGUUUCUGCCUACCCGCAUCUUCACCCCUGUGACCGUCUGGGUGCAAUGCAGAGGCAGAGUGGAGGUGUGGCUGCGGGCCUGCAGACCCACUUCCCAGGGGCGGUUCACCCCCAGAAGCCUGGGUGCCCCUCCCAGCCCACCUACCCACAAGAUGUCUCCUGCCAGGAGGUGCCCAACGGACACGAGCUCUGCCUCACAGAUCUGGAGUGCGGAGAUGUCCCUCUGCUAACCCCAGGAAGCAAAGAGAUGAUGUCUCAGGCUCUUAAGGCCACGUUUAGCGGCUUCACCAAGGAACAGCAGCGACUUGGCAUUCCCAAAGAUCCCAGACAGUGGACAGACAGCCAUGUUGCAGAGUGGCUGACGUGGACGGUGAACGAGUUCAGCCUGAAGAACGUGGACUACCACAAGUUCCGUAUGAACGGGGCCAUCCUGUGCGCUCUGGGCAAGGAGCGCUUCCUGGACCUGGCCCCCGACUUUGUGGGCGACAUCCUCUGGGAACAUUUAGAGAUGCUCCAGAAAGAGGAAACAAAGCAUUUCCCUGUCAUCGGUCUGUCCUCCAACUUCCAGGAAUCCAGAUAUACCUCAGACUACUUUGUCAGCUAUGGUAUUGAGCACGCUCAGUGUGUCCCUCCAUCAGAAUACUCGGAGCCGGGUUUCAUCACAGAGUCCUACCAGACGCUCCACCCAAUCAGCUCGGAGGACUUGAUCUCCCUCAAAUACGAGAGCGAGUAUCCCAACGUCAUCCUGCGCGACGCCACCCUCAACUCCCUGCAGACCGAAUACUUCUCCGUGAAGCAGGAAGUGGUCUCUCCUGACAACAUGUGUGUGGGGCGCAUCAGCCGAGGCAAGCUGGGCGGCCAGGACUCCUUCGAGAGCAUCGACAGCCUGGAGAGCUGUGACCGGCUCACCCACUCCUGGAGCAGCCAGUCGUCCUUCAGCAGCCUGCAGCGGGUGCCCUCCUACGACAGCUUUGAGUCGGAGGACUACCCCAGCGCCCUGCACGGCCACAAGCCCAAGGGCACCUUCAAGGACUACGUGAGGGAGCGCUCGGAGCUCAACAAGGACAAGCCCGUCAUCCCCGCCGCCGCGCUCGCCGGAUACACAGGCAGCGGUCCCAUCCAGCUGUGGCAGUUUCUCCUGGAGCUCCUGACGGACAAGUCCUGCCAGUCCUUCAUCAGUUGGACGGGCGACGGCUGGGAGUUCAAGCUCUCCGACCCUGAUGAGGUUGCCCGGAGGUGGGGCAAGAGGAAAAACAAGCCCAAGAUGAACUACGAGAAGCUGAGCCGGGGCCUGCGCUACUACUACGACAAGAACAUCAUCCACAAGACGUCGGGCAAGCGCUACGUGUACCGCUUCGUGUGUGACUUAAAGAGCCUGCUGGGGUACAGCCCUGAAGAGCUGCACGCCAUGUUGGACGUUAAGCCAGACGCUGACGAGUGAAAGCAGGCGCCGGCCAAGGUGACGAGGGAAGGAAGGAAGGAAGGAAGGAAGGAAGGACGAAAAAGAAGGAAAUGUAACGUUGAGGAACAUAUAGGAACUGUGGACUCGAAAAUGAGAUUUUAAGUGUCUGUUGGAGUGGGUCAUUUUGAUUUAAUUUUUUCGAGGGGGGGAUCUCAACAUUUUUUUAUGACUAACUGUGGGCUUUCUCAUAAUAGAGCUCCCGUCCUACAGUGUUUUCCACGCAAGCACAUGGCGAAAGUACAAAUAUUCAUAAUCUGGUGUGUGUGUGUGUGUGUGUGUGUGUGUGUGUGUGUGUGUGUGUGUGUGUGUGUGUGUGUGUGUGUGUGUGUGUGUGUGUGUGUGUGUGCCGGUGAGUAGGUGGUAUAUGCAGAUGUGAACUUUGCUGUGCAAGGCCAAUGCAACGCUACCUGCUAAAGUAGAGGUUUCUCUUUUACCCUCGUGUCAUAGUAGCACAAGAAAAUUAACGGCCAAGAUAGUGCAACGGAGCUACCAUUGGUUGACCGUAGUAUUCCCGCUAUGGAAAUCUGCUAUGGAAAAACAAAAGGAAGAACAUGUCACAUUCCCACAACGCUUCUAGUCAUGCAAUGACUGCAAGGGUAGAGCUCUCAGCUAGGACCAAAAAGUGUUUUUGUUUUCUAUUUUCUAUUGUUUGAGAAGCAUUUACUUGUGCCAGUAUUAUAUUGUAGUCAAAAAACCUUCCUAUUGUGCAUUUUAUCGAGCAUACAUUGGUUCAGCUGUAUUUUAUAUAUUUUUAUGUUGUAGGGGUUAUUUUCUUUUACAAUGAAGAUGUUGCAGUGUUAACCCUUUUGAGUAAUGUCCCUUUUUGUUAAAAUUGUUGACAAGCAACUAAAAUGAGCCGUCUUGGUUUAAAAGACUAAACUACACUGGCCUGCUAACUGUCGGCUAUGGGGGCUUGUUUUUCACUCAUACCAGGAGUGUUUCACACAGACGGCUGAAAAAUGAUCUGAAGCUUUGAAACUGACACCUCGGCAAACGCAUACAGACGCCUCAUUACAGGUUCAUGAAUACAGUGACCGAAACCGUGGCAGUUUCACAAACAUCAGGUUAGCAUUAGCAUUAGCUGACAAUCUUAAGUUGUGUGCAUCUUCAGUAUUCUGGCCACUAGGUGCCUAACACGCAUAUUAAUGAGCACAAUUUAUCACUUCUUUCACUUCAAUACUGUCCACAUCAUGUUCCGUGUAGCUUUGGAACCAAUGUGUUCGAACAUUGUUUCUAAUGCUGUCAAACCACGCCAUUUUAUUUUUAUAAAGGGUAGUUUAGGGACUGGAUUUAUUUCUUAAGUAGUUGGUAGUAUUAUUUGUAUGUGGGCUUGAGGAACUGCUGUAAAGGUCUUAAUGUUGAAUUUAGGGCAAAUGGAGAAAGUAAAAAAACUGAUUGUAUUUAGAAUGAAACAUGUAUAGGGAAGUUAGAAUCAUCAUAAGGAAGGUAUCGAUGUAUGCUGCCAAAUGUUUGCCUCGUUUGAGUUGUAAAUAUCACUGGUAGCAAUCAUCUGCAGAACAAACAUAAGUAUGGAUCUGUAUUAAUACAGAGGAAGGUGUAGAUAUAGAUGGAGAUGGCAAGCGAUGGAAAGAAGGCAACCGAUUGCGAGAUGCAAAUGGAGUAUGAGAGAUUAAUUCACUGGUUAGAUAUCUGAGCAAAAUGGCAACAUUUUUCUCAAAUGUUUCUAUUGGGAACAGUGGCACAACACUGGCCUUAUGGGAAAAGCCAAAGUCAAGAAAUAUCUUCUUAUGAUACAAAUGUUAUUGUUUACAGUGGCUGACUGUUACCCAUAUGGAUGAGAAGAGAGUUGGCGUCUGUUUGUCCAGAUUGUAUUUCAAUGCUUUGAGACCCAACUUUUACAAACAAGCAAGAGACAAGGCAGAAAUAAUAACCAAAACUCACGUGAGGUCUUCAGCAAUGGCUGACCGGGCGCCGUAUACAAAAUAACACGGGAGACCCCAAAUGUUUCACUUUCCUUUUUUAUAUCACACGGUCUCUACUUAUCAUUAUAUUUUAUUGACAUAAUACAAAGCACAUAGCUUUAGAAUGAACAUAAAACACCUUUCCUGGUGUAUGUAUUCCAAUUGAUUGUAAAAUAAAAAAAAAAUAACAAAAAAAAUGAGCUAUUUACACAUUUAUGAUAUUUAUUUGCCAACCAGCUUGAGCGUCCCCAUUAGUCAGCAUUGACAUCCGAAUGCUGACCUUCACUGGGUAUCCUCAGCAGAGCAAGACCUAGUCUUUAACUGGGUCGGUCAAACUCUGCUGGUCGAUACCAUUUGUGUGCGAAGUCUUAUGAAACAAACACUGUUGGCUUGAAUUUUUUGUCAUUUUCAGGUUAUUUUAAAUGUCAAAAGAAUGUUUUAUGCUAGAGCAAACAAAAUGUAUACAUAUUGUCUGUCGUUGUCAAAAGCCCUGGAAGCCAGUUGUUCUUCUUUCAUUUUUGUUUUCCCAAUAAGAAAGGAAUGUGUGUACUAUUGCUUUAAGGUGAAUCCUUAUGUAGCUUAAACAGUUAAGAAUUUAAAUUGAAGAAUUUUUCAGGAAAAAUAAUGACUUAAUGAGUGUUAUAGAUAAUAGUUUAUUGCACAGUUCUUUACAGUUAACCGACUUCGGCAAAUAUAUAUGAAUAUAUAUAUAUAUAUAUACCAAUACAUUGUGUCAUAUGCAUAUCUAGGAAUGGAUUCAGUACACAAAGGACAUUUGUUUUGGAUGUUUGUUUUUGUAUGUUUUAACAGUAUUUCUGUAUUUUUGUUAAUGAGCUCAUUUUUUUAAUGUAUUAAGUUCAGAAACAUUUGAAUAUUUUUCAAUAAUUUAUAUUUUAUAAAAUACAAGAGAUGCAGACAGCUGGUGCUUUCAUGGGAAUUUGGAAAAAAAGGUAGUACAAGACAAAAAUGUAGCGUUUCUUUUCUGUUCUUUUUAUUUUUUAUAUGUCUAGAAAAUAGACCUGUCUGCUAGAGAAAAGGCUAUGAUGCUGGCCCAUCAAUGAUUUCUGCUGGAAAGUUUUAUAAACUGUAGCUUCUAUUUCUAAAAUGUACUUCAUGUACUUCAAAAUGUUACGUUAUAAAAAAUAUAUACGUGAACAAAGCUUUCCUAAUCCUUCUA